GCAAGUAAAACGAAGAUCCAAGAGUCAGUCAGCUCAAUCGACAAGAAGAAAAGAAGAAAAACUUCACAGGAAGAUGAGUGGUUUGUUACCAGAUGAAUCGAACGGAGAAGUUGCCGGUGGUGGAGCGUCUACCAGCAGGGCCGACGCAAACGCUUCCUCGUCCCAGCAAGCUCCUCCAAGUCGCUACGAGGCCCAGAAGCGUCGCGACUGGAACACCUUUGGCCAGUACCUCAAGAACCACCGGCCCCCUCUAGCGCUCUCCCGGUGCAGCGGAGCUCACGUCCUGGAAUUCCUGCGCUACCUGGAUCAGUUCGGUAAGACAAAAAUCCACGCACCAGCCUGCCCCUUCUUCGGCCUCGCACACCCACCAGCACCUUGUGCCUGCCCGCUGCGACAAGCCUGGGGGAGCCUCGACGCACUCAUUGGAAGGCUCCGAGCUGCAUUCGAGGAGCACGGUGGAAAGCCCGAGUCGAAUCCUUUUGGAGCUCGAGCUGUCCGUCUCUAUCUUCGGGAAGUGAGAGAGAUGCAAGCCAAGGCUCGUGGCAUUGCCUACGAGAAGAAGAAGCGUAAGAGGCCAGGCUCUGCAACUUCAGCUGUUGCUGCCGCUGCCGCUGCUUCCACUGCUGCCUCCGCUGCUGCUGCUGCCGCUGCUGCUACCACUAGUGAAGGCUCUGGAGGCUCAGGCUCAGCUCUGUCCGGGGCAACCACGUCUUCAUCACCUUCCGGACUAGGUGACCCCCAUCUCCUCUGAUUUGAUUUCUUCCUUCCGACAUCACGAGAACUCUUCCCGAGGCUGCGGCCCAUUACAGCGAUCCCAGGUGAAUACAUAAGUAGUAGCAUACUUAUGUUGGUCUGUAGCCGGGCCUUUUGCUUUCUUUCCUUGCAUCUAUCUCUUCUUCUUUGUUCCCCGUCUGGUCUGUCUGUCCAUCACGAACACGUUUAGUCUCUCGAGAAAGUCCGGACCUUUGCAUUCUCGGUAGUACAGGAUGGCCGCGGGCUAUUGUUCGUUCGUCGCUCGUUCGUUCAUCCAUCUCGUCAGCCUGCGUUGAGCUUAUCGUCUCUUGAUGCCUUCCAGAUUACAUCGGAGAGAUACGCUGCAAGGAUUUUCGAUCAGAAGAGUCAGUGACAGCGCUUCAGAAGAUCAAUUUAAAGCCCACACCCGGUCAUACGGCACGGAAGUUUCAACAAGGGAAAGCUUUACUACUUGAAGCUAUGCUGAUGGUAAGCCAUCAAUUCACUGUCUGAAAAAUCACAGGAGUACUACCGCACCACAAGCGGACAAACAAAGCCAUUCAGAAGUUUGAAGGGACUCGCAGGCUCAAUUUCAGGGGCUUACUAAUGCCAAUCCUGUGACAAAGUUUGAAAUAUCUAACAAAACGGGAAUAGAUUUCCUGGAA
Molecule: messenger RNA, 1397 nt
Organism: Selaginella moellendorffii
Lineage: Eukaryota; Viridiplantae; Streptophyta; Lycopodiopsida; Selaginellales; Selaginellaceae
Product: protein G1-like1
Exons: 1
Coding region: 74-751 (225 amino acids)
Biological process (GO): response to light stimulus; mRNA transcription
Cellular component (GO): nucleus
Source: RefSeq, a predicted model, not a curated record